UAGCAACCCAACCCAAACCCUAGCAGCAACCCAAUCCCCUCUCUCUCCCCGAGAACACACCCGCCGCCGCCUGUCUCUCCCCGAUCCAGAUCUCUCCGUCGCCGCCCAAACCCAAUCACCAACCCCGAGCCGCUCUCCUGAGUGUGUCGAGCCGCCGCAACCGCUGCUGCAUGCCGCUCUCCUGAGUGCAUCGAGCCGCCGUCGCGCCCCUGCUUUUUCCAUCUGCAUCACCCGCAUCACCCAAGCCCUCCUCCAAAUAUCUCGUCCUCCCUCUCAAUCUCCUCCUCCCUCUCAAUCUCAGCAUCCCACCCAUGGCGCUCCGCGCGCUGGACAACGCGUUGCCGGCCGCCGUGGCGGACCAGCGCCCCAAGAAGGCCGCCAAGCUGCUUUCCACGGCGCCUACCGUCGCCGUCGCCCGCUCCCCCACCGGGAGUGGAGCCGACCGUGGAGUACGUCUGGUCCGUGGACCUGCUGCCCGUCCCCGGCCCCAAAGCCCGGGCCGCCGGCCUCGUCGUCGGGCUCGACUCCAGGGACUGGGUCAUGGUCUGCGAGGCCCUCAACGACGCGCGCCGCCUCGCCAUCCACCACCCCGCCCUGCUCGCCCCCAUCCUGGAGAAGGUGGUGCUGGGGAUCUUGAAGACGGUGAAGAUACCGCGCAGCGCCGUGCUCAAGACCUCCGUGAUGGCGUGCACGAACGUCUUCGCGGCCUUUGGCAACCUCUCCUUGAGCAGCAGCUGUAGCAGCAGGUUGUCCAAGCCGAUGCGUGCCAUGGGCACUUCCAUGCCGCCCCUGCCCCUGCUGAGGAAGCUCCAAAAUAUGAAUAAACAAAAAGAUUCCUCUGCAUUAGUGAUGAAUUAUCCUUUCGUUCUAAUCAUGCACAAGUAUGCAGCAUCUGUCCAUGAGUAUAGUUGGAUCAUGGAAGGAAGCAGUGCGUCGUUGAUGAUUGAGUGGAGGGUGCAUUGUUCGUUUUUGCACUUGCAUGCAUGGCUCCAAAAUAUCUGAACUGGGUCCAAACCAAACCAUGCAUCAGGUCUAGAGCUUUUAUAACGGGCGAGAGUUGGAGUUCAUAUAUAUUUCUCCAAAAAUUAUACUCUCACUGUGUAGAAUCUUUUGGGCCUGAAUCAUUGGUUGAGUUUAGGUCAAAAGCAUCUGUAUGCCAAUAGUUUUGAUGUUGUUUUGUGCUAUAUACUUCAGGGAACAGUUAACUCAUUAAUUAAGAUGCCGAGGUACUAUCAACCAGACCUGUUCACACACAUACUUCAGUAACCAGCUCCAUCAAUCAUCUGAUCAGCUAUGUAAACUAAUCACUAAACCUGGAAAUUAUGCGCUUUGAUAGAACACGGAAACUAAUCAAAUGCAGAAGAGUUGUUCCAGUUUGAAGAAGUUUACUUUUGUCAAAUUGUUAGUUUCAUUUUUCUCAGGUACUAUUGAGUUCUGUUUGAAAUGUUGCAACUUCAGAAUUCUGGGAACUUUCCAUGAAGUUUGCAUCAGUUUAGUGGGUUCACCUAUAUUAUGUUGUUGGAAGCUAGUUCAUGGUGAACUGAUUUAACUCUCUACUGGAAUAUAAGUGUUUUUUUGCGGGAGGUAUAUAGUGUAUUAGAUGAUGUAAAUUUGUUUAGGUUCAGACCUAUGCUUCCUCCAUUGUUUUGUAGAGUUGGCUAAUUUUAGAUGUUGCAUAAUAACCUUUAAGGCUGUAACCAAUUUUAGAUGCUGCAAAAUAAUCUUUGUACUGCAUAAUAAAAAAUUGUAGUACCGAAGAUGAAUGGUCGAUUAGUUUUAGCUUCAAGCCAUUUUAGUAUAUUCUUUGUACAUGUGGCCUGUGGCUAUAACUAGUUUGCUGUAGUUCAUCCGUGAUGUCCAGUAGCUAUGAGAUCCAAGGGAUGCCGACCAUUCGAGCCACGUAACUUAUUCAGCUUUCACUCUACAAUCUUGCUAAUUUAAAGUCAGUGGGGGGCUUUCCCCCAUUGUCCAUAGUUCCUAAAAAAGACUUAUUCAACUUUGGUCAUCCUCAUUUGCUAUGCUAGGUAUAAUGUAAACUCUCUUCUAAAUUUGAUUUGUUCCAGUUUGACUUUCCUAAGUUUCUUUUCUUGUUAGCAGAGCUUACACUAUCGUUCUAUAGGCGUCGCCGGAUUCGAGGGUGGAGCCCGAGCCUCCACUGGAGCAUGGAUCAGCCGUACAGGAAGUGGAGCUCCGCAUGGAUCACGACUUGGUUGUCGUGGGGGCCUGGACCAUCAAGCUCGCGGGCGAGAUGGACGGCCUCGGCAACGGAGGCGCGCGUGAGAUCCCGGGGUUGACCAAUCCACGGGGCGCCAGAUCUUCCCUCGGGGUCGCCUGAUGUAGCCAUACUGUCGCAGGAUCUCCUCCCCCCCCCCCUCUCUCUCUGUGUGUUUUUCUGUCAAUAGCUAGUAGCAUAAGUUGGAGCUGGUUGUACCAGGAACUUAAUCUGCAUUUAUUCAACUAGAUCAAGUACAAGUACAUUAGUUCGUAAUCUGCUAUUAAUACAUCUCCUAUUCAUAAA
This is a messenger RNA of Aegilops tauschii subsp. strangulata, 2518 nucleotides long. Lineage: Eukaryota; Viridiplantae; Streptophyta; Magnoliopsida; Poales; Poaceae. The record is from RefSeq and is a predicted model, not a curated record.